Messenger RNA from Maudiozyma saulgeensis, 1194 nucleotides. The record is from the annotation of a GenBank genome assembly. Lineage: Eukaryota; Fungi; Ascomycota; Saccharomycetes; Saccharomycetales; Saccharomycetaceae.
AUGUCACAAGUUGAAGAACCAAUAAUUGAUAAUUCCCAAUUAGAACAUUCUGUUCAUUCAUUAAUGUCCACUGCACCUGCAGAAGGUUCACAGAAUGCUGAGAUGAUGGCAUCUCAUGGUUUUACAUCAGCUACAUCUCAAAAUCAUAAUGCCACAAAUGAAACUCAAGAAGAACAAGAAGAUGGUGAAGAACAAUAUGAUGCAGAAACUGAUUUAGCUUUAGCUUCUUUUGUUCCAUUAGAAAAAUUACAAGUAAAUGGUAUUACAGCUGCUGAUUUAAAAAAAUUAAGAGAAGAUGGUUUGCAUACUGUUGAAGCUGUAGCUUAUGCACCAAGAAAAGCAUUAUUAGAGAUUAAGGGUAUCUCUGAAGCAAAAGCUGAUAAAUUAUUAAAUGAAGCUUCGAGAUUAGUUCCAAUGGGAUUUGUUACAGCAGCAGAUUUUCAUUCAAGAAGAUCUGAAAUGAUUUGUUUAACAACAGGUUCAAAAAAUUUAGAUACUUUACUUGGUGGUGGUAUAGAGACGGGAUCCGUAACAGAAUUAUUUGGUGAAUUUAGAACAGGUAAAUCUCAAUUAUGUCAUACUUUAGCUGUAACAUGUCAAAUUCCGUUAGAUAUUGGCGGUGGUGAAGGUAAAUGUUUAUAUAUUGAUACAGAAGGUACAUUUAGACCAAUUAGAUUAGUUUCAAUUGCACAAAGAUUUGGUUUGGAUCCAGAUGAUGCUUUAAAUAAUGUUGCAUAUGCGAGAGCUUAUAAUGCAGAUCAUCAAUUGAAACUUUUAGACGCAGCUGCACAAAUGAUGAGUGAAUCAAGAUUUUCUUUAAUCGUUGUUGAUUCUGUAAUGGCAUUAUAUAGAACAGAUUUUUCUGGUAGAGGUGAAUUAAGUGCAAGACAAAUGCAUUUAGCAAAAUUUAUGCGUGCUUUACAAAGAUUAGCUGAUCAAUUUGGUGUUGCUGUAGUAGUAACAAAUCAAGUCGUUGCACAAGUUGAUGGUGCUGCAAUGUUUAAUCCAGAUCCAAAAAAACCGAUUGGUGGUAAUAUUAUGGCACAUUCAUCGACAACAAGACUUGGGUUUAAAAAGGGUAAAGGUUGUCAAAGAAUUUGUAAAGUUGUUGAUUCACCAUGUUUACCUGAAGCAGAUUGUAUAUUUGCAAUUUAUGAAGAUGGUGUUGGUGACCCAAGAGAAGAAGAUGAAUAA